This is a messenger RNA of Phycodurus eques (leafy seadragon), 2553 nucleotides long. It is a transcript of the gene brdt, whose product is annotated as bromodomain, testis-specific. Gene Ontology annotation, cellular component: nucleus; chromatin. NCBI's taxonomy places the organism in Eukaryota, Metazoa, Chordata, Actinopteri, Syngnathiformes, Syngnathidae. The transcript has 16 exons. The record is from RefSeq and is a predicted model, not a curated record. Gene Ontology annotation, biological process: positive regulation of transcription elongation by RNA polymerase II; chromatin remodeling. Bases 1 to 2553 code for a protein of 850 amino acids.
AUGUCCGGCGCGGAAGUCUGUCCCAGCGCGAGCGGGAACCCGCCCCCGCCCGAGGUGGUCAACGCGAAGCGACCGGGACGCACCACCAACCAGCUGCAGUACCUGGAGAAGUCGGUGUUCAAAGCUCUGUGGCGCCACCAUUUUUCCUGGCCCUUCCGCCAGCCCGUCGAUGCCGUCUCGUUGCGUCUUCCCGAUUAUUACACAAUUAUCAAGACUCCAAUGGAUAUGGGCACCAUUAAGAGGCGACUCCAGAACAAAUAUUACUGGAACGCAAUGGAAUGCGUACAAGACUUUCACACCAUGUUCACUAACUGCUACAUGUACAACAAGCCCGGAGACGACAUCGUUUUCAUGGCGCAGACACUGGAGAAGCUUUUUCUGCUCGAAGUCUCCAAAAUGCCCAAAGACGAAUGUGAAGUCCUGCAAAGCGCCGCAAAGGAAGCAGUCAAAGGGAAGAAGAGCAGUGCUGGGUCACUGAAGCGAAGACCAGACGUGGUCCUCCAGCACACGGUGACGAUCAUCCCAUCAGAUGCUCCUUGCCCAGUGUCAUCUGUGCACAUCUCAGCUCGGAUGGAUGAAAGUAUCAAAAAAGGUAUGAAGAGAAAAUUGGAGGCCACCCCCUCGGCGGUCACCAGCAGCGUCAGCGAAGUGCCGGCAGCGCUCGUGCUAUCUGCUAGGACGGGUAGCGGGCGGCCCAUCAAGGCGCCAAAGAAAGACCUCAGCGACUUGGAAGACAAGCGGGCCAAACUGACCGAGCCGCUGCGUCACUGCGACGCCAUCUUGAAGGAGAUGCUCUCCAAGAGGCACUACGCCUACGCGUGGCCCUUUUAUACACCCGUGGACACCGUGGCCCUGGCGCUGCACGACUACCACGACAUCAUCAAGCAGCCCAUGGACCUCAGCAACAUCAAGAAAAAAAUGGAGCAGCGCGAGUACACCGUCGAUAAGGAGUUUGCUGCCGACGUCAGGCUGAUGUUCUCCAACUGCUACAAGUAUAACGCUCCCGCACACGAGGUCGUCUACAUGGCCCGGAAGCUGCAGGAGGUUUUCGAGGCGCGCUACGCUAAGGUUCCGCAGGAGCCGGCGCAGGGAUGCGUGGCGGCGCCUCGUGGGCUCGAUAAGCCCAAAGGCGACUGCGUGCGAAGUCGCUCCCUCUCGGCCACUCCCUCUUCCUCUGAGAGCGAGAGCUCUUCUUCUGACACGGAGAGUUCGUCAGAGGAGGUCUCCACGCAACUGGCCAACCUGGAGGAGAAGCUGAAAGCAGUGAGUGACCAGCUGAGGAGACUCACGCAGGACCCCCAGAUGAAACCCACGAAAAAGGACAAGUUGAAGAAGGAGAAAAGAGCCAAAGAAAAGGACAUCGCUCGACUCAAGGACAAAUCGGCCAAAAAUAACCGUAACAUGGAGAAAAGCAUCAAGAGUUCUGCUUUUCACGGCAACAGGAACAUUGCGAUCCGGGCCGCGCCGACGCCGCUGACUUACAAGGAGAAGAAGCAGCUCAGGCUCGAUUUGGACGCUCUGCCCGCGGACAAGCUGGCGAGCAUUAUUAAGGCCUGCGACGCCCCGUCGGCGGACGUGGAGAAGCUGAAGACGUCCACGCAGCGGCGCCUGCAGAGCUUUCUAGUGGCUUGUCAGAGGAAGACGUGUGGUGCAGGGAAAAAGCUGGAGAAACGUGUGGGGGCGACGCAUUGGCGGAGAUUGAAGGACGCGAGGAGACUGGAGGUGCUCGGUAAACGGCCGCCAGAUGUGAAGAAGAAGAAGGAGGCAGCAGCCAAAAGAGCUGCAUCUCCUGACUUCAUCUGCCCGUCAGCGCUCAGCAGUCGCAGCAGCUCGUCAUCCACUUCCUGCGGUAGCAGCAGCAGCAGCUCGCCGUCUUCUGACAGUGGUCACUCGUCGUCUGCAGCCAAACUCCAGAAGAGCGCUAAAGGCAGAUGUAAAAAGCUCGAUGAAAAGGCCCCCUUGCUGUCACCGCUGAGGGAAGGUCCGCUCAGAGAACACCUCGCAUCUGAUUCCAGAUGCCCUCAAGAUGUUCCUGAGAGUCAAGUGGCCGACGUAUCGUCGUCCUCUCACUCUCCCAACAUACAAACCAUACAGGAAAAAACACCUAAAAAGGACAUCGUUCUGAAAAACGCCGAGUCAUGGGCCCGACUGGUAAGGCAGUCGGCCGCCGUCCCGACCGCCAUCAAGUCGUCCAAAGAGAGCUUCCAGCAGUUCCGGAAGGCCGCCAUGGAGAAGGAGGAGCGUGAAAAGGUGCUGAAGAAGAAGAAAAAGCAGCUGGAGGUGCCAGAAAACAGCUUGGAUAAAAAUCCGCCAUCGAGCAAAGGGGACCUUUCGUCUCCGGGCGGCGCCGUCCCGCUCGCAGAGACGACGACGCACGAGCAGCCGACGUCGCCCAUGGCGACCGUGCUCGGGAGCGCCCAGUCCCCCUUGAGUCGAGCGCGGGAGCUGGCCAGAAAGAAGGAGCAGGAGCGUCGCAGGAGAGAGGCGAUGUCUUGCAUCGACAUGACCAUGCAGCAGGACAUCAUGACCACUUUUGAACUCAACCUGGACUAG